Messenger RNA from Alligator sinensis (Chinese alligator), 5487 nucleotides. It is a transcript of the gene CBX6, whose product is annotated as chromobox 6. The record is from RefSeq and is a predicted model, not a curated record. Bases 1 to 1125 code for a protein of 374 amino acids. NCBI's taxonomy places the organism in Eukaryota, Metazoa, Chordata, Crocodylia, Alligatoridae. The transcript is spliced from 4 exons.
AUGUCUGACAGGUACAGCACUUGGGAACCUGAAGAGAACAUCCUGGCCUCCCGGCUCAUUGCAGCUUUUGAGCAAAAGGAACGGGAGCGGGAGCUGUAUGGGCCUAAGAAGAGAGGACCCAAGCCUAAAACUUUCCUCCUGAAGGCUCGGGCCCAAGCGGAGGCCCUCCACAUUGGGGAUGUGCACUUCUCUGUCAAGCCUGGCUCCAGCACCUCGUCACCCAAGCUCCACUCCAGUGCCGCUGUACACCGGCUCAAGAAGGACAUCCGGAGAUGCCACCGCAUGUCCCGCCGCCCCCUGCCCCGCCCGGACCCCCAAAACAGCGGGAGUAUGGGCGGGGCAACCGGCAUCCGUCCUCCAGUCUCGCCUUUCUCGGAGACCGUCCGCAUCAUCAACCGCAAGGUGAAGCCUCGUGAGCCCAAGCGCAGCCGCAUCAUCCUCAACCUAAAGGUCAUUGAUAAGGGGGGGAAGACCACCAAUGGGUCAGGGGCACUGGCUCGGCCAAAGAUCCCCUCCAGAAACCGUGUCAUCGGCAAGAGUAAGAAGUUCAGUGAGAGCGUCCUCCGCUCCCAGAUCCGCCACAUGAAGUUCGGCACCUUCUCUCUCUAUAACAAGCCGUCCGCCACGCCAGCCUCAUCACUGGAGGGGAAGACGGAAGCAGAGGGUUCCCAAGCAGCCUCCUGUGGGCUGAUCGUGGGCUCCACCCCUUACGAUGCCCGCAGCUCCAGCUCCUCCGGCUGUCCCUCACCCACCCCUCACUCCUCAUCUGACCCAGACGAUUCUCCCCCAAAGCUGCUUCCCGAGACCCUCAGCCCUGCCAUCCCUGACUGGCGAGAGUCAGAAGUGCUCGACCUCUCCAUCCCGCCCGAGUCAGCAGCAACCAGCAAGCGGUCACCCCAGGGGGGAUGUGGCGGGGGCCAGACACCACCAUCAUCAUCCCUCUCCUCCUCCGACCCAGAGCAAGAGGCAGGCGACUGGCGCCCCGAGAUGUCCCCAUGCUCUAAUGUGGUGGUCACGGAUGUCACCAGCAACCUCCUGACGGUCACCAUCAAGGAGUUCUGCAAUGCGGAGGAUUUCGAGAAGGUGGCAGCGGGUGGAGGAGGUGGCGGUAGCAGCAGCAAGUGAGCAGCUGGAUCCCUGUGCCGGGGUGGGGGAGGCUCUGCUGCGAGAAGUCAUGGUGUGAAUGGCUUGUGGUUAGUUUUCUUCUUCUCCCCCCUUCCCUCUCCCUUUUUUUUUUUUUUUUUUUUUUUGUGGGUUUUUUUUCUUUUUCCUUCCUGCUUGGAGACUGGGGUGGGAUGGGGGUGAGGGAGGCUAGAAAUCUGAGGUUCCCAGAUGUCACCGCUGUGAGUGGGUGGGGUGGGAAGCUAUUGAUCCUCAAGGAACAUGUCAAAUUGGUGUGGAGCCUGGGGGGUGGGGAGAAUGUGCGUGUGUAUGUGUGUUUGGGGCAGGGAAGGAUCUCCCCACCACCCUACCUGAAGGUGCUGGUGAGCUUUUGCUCUUGGUAGGGAGGGCAAGGGGUGUCAAAAAGGGAGCCCAUGACAAGUACAUGGUCCCUUCUGGUUCUUCUCCUUGUCUUCUGAGGCAGCUCCUAAUCUUGUCCCCUUUCUGUGGUAUGGAUUGGCUCUCUCCUGCCAUCUGGCCAAUGAUACCUGACAUCAUCAGAAAGACGGACAGGAGAUCAGACCAUAAAGCAUUGUGGCCAGAACCCAAUUGCAGCACAGCCCACAUAUGGGUGUCUGCUCUUGCAGUUCAUGACCCAGGCUCACUUCCUUCUUGCUCUUAUGAUUGGUGCUAACUUGGCAGUUGUAUGGGCAUUUUGAGACCACCUGGGCCCUUACUCCUUCCUUUCUUCUGCUUCUUCCCUCCUGGAUCUUCCAAUAUGUUCAGCCUCUUUGGGACUGUUGCUUCCAUUCUGGAUCUUCCUCCUAGUGUUCAUCACUUGCACUGGCUUGGGUACAGGGCAUAAAGUAGCCUUCCUAAGCUUUUCCGUGGUGGAAGUGGGAGAACUGCACAUCCGUCCUUCAGUCCAGGGGGAGAAAUGUACUUGGAGUGAUGGUGCCCCAGCAGGGUGUGGCCAACAGGUCAUCUUGCACAGAGCUCCACCAAAUCAUUUUACUAUCCUUGCCCUGCUGGUGGCAGGAAGGUGGUCUCCUCGGUUUGAUCUGUUCGGUUGGUGCACUGGAGUGGAUUCACCUCUGCCUUUCCAAGGUCUGAAAUUGCCUCUACAAUUGUCAACCAAAGGUGCUAAGAACCUGUUGUAAGACUUACUGGGUCUCUUACACAUGUGCACGAGUGUGUGUGCAUGCAUAUGCUUCUCCCAACUCCCUAGUUUCUUACUGAACAUGAUUAAAAAAAAAAAAAAAUCUGAAAUCACCCCCACCCCUUGCACCUGGGAGCAGGUGAGUGCAGCUUCCAUCAUUCCCCUUCCCCUCUGUGCUGUUAAUUUCCAAGCCACAAAAGCACUCUACUCUGCUGUUUGUGAAUGAGCUUGGUGGUAAGAUGCCCUUCUUUUGUUUUUUCCGCUGGUGUGGUGCUGAAUCUGAGGAAAGCGGAGACAAGGGGAAGAGAGGCUGAUACAGUCCAUCUUUGUUUGUGUCCUUGCAUCUGCCUUGAUACCAUUUUUGUGAGUGGGAGGGUAUUGGGCCCUCUCAUCAUAGGACCCAUACAUUUAUCUUACCUUUUAUAUGCAUGUGGAGUGGGUGGGAAUGUGGGAAAGGAACUCUGUCCAGAUGGCUCAUCAUCACCCAAAGAGCAGAUUGAACUGGGUGGAGUUCACACUUCUUGCAGGUGGCCAUCAGAAUUCAGGUUCUAAUCUGAAACAAGUGUCCACAGGGAUUUGCAUCAAAACUACAAGAAGUGCAAAUUAAAACCAGUUUAAUUCAAGCUGCAUGUCAGCCAUCUGAGAGAUGCUUCCAGGUGCUGUUAUUCUCACCCUGUGUGCACAUUAUUAUUAUUAUUUUUUUAACACACAAUAUUUAGCAGCUAUGUUUGCAGGGGAGUGGGGAGAAGGAGUUUUUUUUUCCCCCCCAUUCAUUCACCAAUUCAAGGCUUCCUGUAAUGUGUGUGUGUAUGCGUAUGUAUGUGUGUAUUAAUAUCUGCCUGUUGUCUUUGUGGGUUUUGAGUUUUUUGCAUCUUUCUUUCACCUUGCGCACCCAGGAUUCUCUUAUUUCUUGACAGCUUAUUCUUAUGGCUGCAGCUUCAAGGACAGGUGGCUUGGGACAGGGGAAGAAUAUCUAUAUUAGGGGAAAUAGCAAGGAGACCUGUAUUAAAAGGAAAAGUUUUUUAGAAAAUAAUUAUUUUAUGAGGCUGCAAGAUAAGAGGAACUAUUUUAUGGGGUAGAUGCAUACUGGCCAGUCACUUUUUUUUUAGUCGUUUGGUUACUGUUUGGCGUGUAUGUGGUGGUGUUCCUGUUUUGUGGUAAUGAAGUUCAGAAAUGUUCAAAAAAGUUUGUGGGAGAUAAAAAGGGAACUUGUAAUAGGAAACUCUUGACGUGUUUUAGCCAAGAAUUGUUUACUUGGCCAAAUUCUUUUUUUCCCCCCCCGCCCCCGGUGUCUGUUGUUCGGUGUUCUUGGAUAGUUUCCAAACUGAAGGGUUUUCGCCUUCCUCUGGAGUGAUGAAUAACAGGAUUGUCCAUUAGGAGCUGCAGAUGGGUCUGUUGUAGGGAACCUCUAUGAGGACCAGACAGUUGGUGACCCUUCUCUGCAGUUGGGAGGUGAGGGGGCUACUGGGCUUUGGAGGAACUUGCAUCCUAGAUCAACUUUGUAUUGGAAAGAAGUAUGAUCCAGUCAGCAGAAGUAGCUAGACCACUUUUGGGUGAUGUCCCUACCUUGAGUGGGUUAUCUGCAGGGACUGAACCUCUGGAUCUAAAAGCAUGAGCCUCUCUACUGCUUGAAUUAAGGACCAUCUCUGAGUGCAGUAGGACCCUCAAGCUUUGUGUGGUCCAGUUACCAGAGAUUGAUGAAGAUUUAUGCUGGUAUAAAAGUGGCUUUAUAUACUCACCUUUAUGAAUUUUUCUCCCCACUCUUACCGGGAGAUAGAAAGGAAGGUCCCACCCAUGCCCUUUAGAAAGGGCAUGAGGUCAGACGAGGGGUUUAUUCAAAAGCAUCCCCCCUCCCCCCUAAAAAAAGAAAACAAAUAAACAGGGAAGCAUUCUCUGUGUCUGUGCCAUGUAUGUUCUCUUGUUGUGUUUUUAGAGGAGAUUUUAUGAUGGAGUGGAAAAAGUGAAAUGACUAGUUUUGCAAAAAAGAGAAAAGUUAAAAAAAAAAUGACAUUUCUACAGGGAGAGAGAGAGAGUUUUAAAAUGAAUAAUAAAUGCAGUGAUUGCACAAACUGUAGUGGUAUUAGAUGGUCCUUAGAGAAGAGAGUAUUUUGUAGUAUUAAAGUGUUUGUGUGUCUGGGAUGGUCUUUGGCUCACUUAAACUGGAGAAGGAUGUUAAGGGUAAGCAGCAAUUUCUGAUCUGAAGAGGCAAGUCACAUUUUGGAGGAACCCUGGAUAUUUACCCUUCUCUUCGCCACUUCCCCAAACCUUGGAGUGACCUCCAUCCAGCAACCCUACCAGACCUAAGCCCCCUCCCCUAUCCACUCCUCUCCACAGAUAAGAUGGAGACUUUGAACUGUUGCCCCAUCCCUUCCUGGGUGCAAGGGUGCCAAAGUUGUAGCAGAAGUGGUAAAUCCUAUUCUGGCAGAGUCUAGGAGAGGCUGAUGGCAUGGAAACGGUCUGUUGACUUCCUCUGCCUGCAGGUUGUGCCACUGAGAUGUUCAGGCCAGCUUGCACCUUCCUUGCCAAAUAACCACCCCAGGCAGGAGUAGAAUAAAGGCAGCACAACUCCCCUCCUAGUCUCUUGGUCCCUGCCACCUAUCUAUAAGGCAAUGGCAUUUUACAUAUAGAAGGUUGGAGGUUUAAGACCCAGCUAGACAAAGCCUUGGCUGGGAUGAUCUAGUUGGGGCUUGUCCUCCUUUGAGCAGGGGGUUGGAUUAGAUGACCUCCUGAGGUCCCUUCCAGCCCUCAUUUUCUGUGAUUCUAAGUUGUCACCCCAGCAUUGAAAGAGCAGAGUCCCAUCUGAGUUGAUGUCCCAUCUCUGGCAGUGGCCAAUGCCAGAUCUUCAGAGGAAAGCGAAAACCCCUCUGUGUACUUGAAGUUUCAGACAGCUGGGGAGUGCCCUUUCCUUGGGAGUGCUGGGGUUCACAGGGUAUGGGGGGACAGUGGGUGACAUGGGGUGGGGGGUUGCCAGGAGCAGGGCUGUAUUCUGUUGGUGGGGUGCUGCUUCACUGUCUCUUGAAGUGAAAGAGGCUGCUGUUGCCAUCGCGCCUCACUUCUGCGCUGCGUGGCAGUCACCGGAUCUGUUGGGGUGACCGUAAGAAAGAAGACAACCAAACAUUGGCCUCUGAAUGUAACAGAAGUGAGUGGACGGAGGUCAUCUGGCAAAACGUUUUGUUUUGUUUUUUCCCUUGUCAGGGUCUCUCCUGUGCAUUCUGGGUAAAAACCAA